Messenger RNA from Striga hermonthica, 1125 nucleotides. The record is from the annotation of a GenBank genome assembly. Lineage: Eukaryota; Viridiplantae; Streptophyta; Magnoliopsida; Lamiales; Orobanchaceae.
AUGGGAACCUUUCAUCGGAGUGGGGUUGCUAAGAAGUCUAAUGAUGCUGCUCGGCUCUUUAUGACAACCAUAAUGGGAAUGGUUCUGGGUUAUUUUAUAGGUGUUUCCUUUCAGUCUGUUUCAUUGAGUAAGAAGAUUAAUUUAUCUCCAAGUUUAGUGACAUCUCUUGAUGUAACCUUAAAUGAUGAUAGUCGUAGUUUUCCUGACAACCGUGACUCUGGAAGUACUCCCAUAACACCCAAGAUCUAUGCUCCUAUGAAUCCACGUGGUGCACAGUCUUUGCCACCAGGAAUUGUUGUCUCAGAAUCAGAUUUAUAUUUGCGAAGAUUAUGGGGCGAGCCUAGUGAGGAUCUGAAAAAUAAGCCAAAGUACCUUGUUACAUUUACAGUUGGUGUGAAUCAAAAAGCCAAUAUUGAUGCAGCUGUGAAGAAGUUUUCGGAAGACUUUCAAAUACUGCUUUUUCAUUAUGAUGGCCGGACGAGUGAAUGGGAGCAAUUUGAGUGGUCACGUCGUGCCAUACAUGUCAGUGUUAGGAAACAAACAAAAUGGUGGUAUGCAAAGAGAUUUCUACAUCCUGACGUCGUAGCCGCAUAUGAGUACAUCUUCAUUUGGGAUGAAGAUCUCGGAGUUGAACACUUUGAUGCUCAGAAGUACAUUCAGUUGGUUAAGAAACACGGUUUAGAUAUUUCCCAGCCCGGUCUAGAACCUAACAAUGGAUUGACGUGGCAAAUGACCAAGAGAAGAGAUGACAUAGAAGUUCACAAGGCUACAGAGGAGAGACCAGGCUGGUGCAGCGAUCCGCGUUUGCCUCCAUGCGCUGCCUUCGUCGAAAUUAUGGCUCCAGUAUUUUCCCGUGAAGCUUGGAGAUGUGUUUGGCAUUUGAUCCAGAAUGAUUUAGUACAUGGAUGGGGGUUAGAUUUUGCAUUAAGAAGAUGUGUCAAUCCGGCACAUGAAAAAAUUGGUGUUGUCGACUCUCAGUGGAUUGUGCAUCAGGUCAUUCCAUCACUAGGAAGUCAGGGAGUGUCUGAGAAUGGGAAAGCACCAUGGGAAGGGGACGUCGAUGCGGUUCUCGAGCUCCUCGAGAAAGUCGCCGACGAAUAUACGGCGGUAGUCGGCAGUGGAUAA